Carya illinoinensis is the source of this 615-nucleotide messenger RNA. RefSeq names its product non-specific lipid-transfer protein-like. Gene Ontology annotation, molecular function: lipid binding. The transcript is spliced from 2 exons. Bases 56 to 409 code for a protein of 117 amino acids. Gene Ontology annotation, biological process: lipid transport. The record is from RefSeq and is a predicted model, not a curated record. Gene Ontology annotation, cellular component: membrane. NCBI's taxonomy places the organism in Eukaryota, Viridiplantae, Streptophyta, Magnoliopsida, Fagales, Juglandaceae.
UCAAAACAAGUUCAUAUCUGUAGCUAAGCAUUAGUCUUUAAUCCAAAAGAGAUUAAUGGAGAAGAAGACAAUUCUAAUGGCCUCUGGGUUGAUGAUGAUAAUGUUGAUCCUAAGUGCAACUACUGCAAGAGCCGAUCUAUGCCCCAUUGCAGUGAAAUAUUUGCUACCUUGCAUGGCGUUCUUGACGGGUUCUAGCCCACCGCCACCCGGCGCUGGCUGCUGCCAAGGCGCACGCGAUGUGCUAAAUAUGGCUACAACCUCCGCAGAUCGCAAGGCUCUGUGUUUCUGUUUAAAAAAUCUUGCAAGCCAGGCUGGUGUUCUGGCUGAUAGAGCUGAACAACUUCCCGACCUCUGCAAGAUCAAAGUUCCGGUUCCAAUUAAACCCGAUGUGGACUGCAACAAAUUAUGAUGAUUCGGUAAGGAGUGGAGAUAACAAAUAAAGAUGGGGAACAUGCAUAGAUGGAGCAAUAUAUAUAUAUAUAUAGCCAAAUAUUGGGUUGUAAACAUUAAUAUAUCGAAGCUAGACUCUUUUUGACUAUCUUAUAUUAUAUAUAUAUGCAUGAAAAGGAAUUAAACGAAUAAAAUGAUUCCUAAUUUCUUUGCAACGCUCUCGAA